CUCAGCUGCUGCUCACUGCUCAGCACGUUCGCGCAUUUUUCAACUUCUGGAAAAUUCAAUGUAUAUGAUUUAACUAUUACCAACUUAUCCAACAAUUAGCAAUAAACAAACACUUAAAAUUAAAUUCAAAGUAGUAAAUAAAUAAACACUGCUCUCUCCUUCUUCCUCGAUCGGAAGUUUCCAUAAUUAGAAACCAUGCACCCAGAUUCCGAUCACCCUCACCUCCCCACCAUCAAGAUCCACCACCACUCCUCCUCCACCCCCUCCGCCGCCACCCCCACCCCAACCGCCGGCGCCCGCCGUAAAAUCGGAGUCGCCGUCGACCUCUCCGAAGAAAGCUCCUUCGCCGUUCGCUGGGCCGUCGAUCACUACAUCCGCCCCGGAGACGCCGUCGUCAUCCUCCACGUGUCCCCCACCUCCGUCCUCUUCGGCGCGGACUGGGGCCCGCUCCCUCUCCAGACUCAGCACAGCCAGGAGGAUUUCGACGCGUUCACGGCCUCAAAGGUCUCCGAUCUAACAAGGCCGUUGACGGAGGCCGGGUUUCCACACAAGGUUCAUAUAGUGAAGGAUCACGAUAUGAGGGAGAGGCUGUGUUUGGAGAUCGAGAGGCUUGGUGUUAGCGCUGUGAUAAUGGGGAGCAGAGGGUUUGGUGCUGAGAAGAGAGGGAGUGAUGGGAAGCUUGGGUCUGUUAGUGAUUAUUGUGUUCAUCACUGUGUUUGUCCUGUUGUUGUUGUUAGAUUCCCUGAUGAUCGUGACGCUUGUCCUGCUCCUGGAGGUACUAAGGAUGCUAUUGUUACCGUUAAAUCAGGUAGGGAUGAUGAUGAGGAGGAUGAGGCUAAGAUUGCUGCUGAUUCGGCUCAUCAUGAGCACAUUAAAGAUGAGUAAUGGGCCUUAGUAUCUCAUUUGAUUCACCCUCUUCACAGCCAGGUACAACUGAUGGAUGGAAACAAAGGGUUUCAGCAGAUUUGUGCAGAAGAGUGUGUGAUUGUGUGUGUGCUUUGUGCUAUCUUUUGCAACCAUGAAGUCUCUGGAAUCUCUUCUGGAUUUAUUAUUCUCAGUCAUCUCUUUUUUAAUGAUUCACCCGUAUGAUUUUCACAUUGUUUAAUGAAAAGAGUUUGUAUGAACACAAAACCCUUUUGGGAUUAUGAUCUUCAUUCAUCAAGCUGAUUUGAUAUCCCA
This is a messenger RNA of Brassica rapa (field mustard), 1179 nucleotides long. Its product is annotated as universal stress protein PHOS34. NCBI's taxonomy places the organism in Eukaryota, Viridiplantae, Streptophyta, Magnoliopsida, Brassicales, Brassicaceae. The record is from RefSeq and is a predicted model, not a curated record.